AUGUCGAUCUUCUAUGAUCUUGUCAGCGCGAGUGAGAUUGGAGAUGCCCACAAGAUAGAACUUCAAGGUUAUCCAGAGGACGAGGCAGGAAGCCUCGAGACCUUCCGAUACCGACAGUCCCAGGCACCAGACCUCUUCCUAGGUGCCUACGUCCCCACAGGCUCCGGACGGAGGCUCAUAGGCUAUAUCUGUUCGACCCUGUCCCCGGACACGACCCUGACACACGCCUCCAUGUCCAAACACGUCCCAGGCUCCUCCUCGGUCUGCAUUCACUCCGUUUGCGUCGCCCCGGAAUACCGCAGGCAGAAGGUCGGCCUGGGCCUCCUCAAAGAAUACGUCUCCCGGCUUUCCUCCACCUCCUGCGAUGACUCAAAGCCCUACGCGCGCAUCUUGCUCAUUGCACACCAAGAGCUGCGCAGCUUCUACGAACAAGCGGGCUUCGAGUGGGUCGGUCGGAGCGCCGUCGUACACGGACCCCGGCCGUGGUUCGAGAUGCGCAAAGAGUUUCAGCCGCAGAACGCCAGUCCUGACCUGGCAGCUACGAGUCAACCACUCAAUCUCUCCAUAGCCAGAACUAGUGAAGACGUCUCGUCCGGCACACGUCCCUCCGCGUCCGCCUCACAGGAACCCGCCCAAGCACAGACGCAGACCGUCCCCCCAGGCCUCUGGGAAGCCCUCCAACGCCAAUCCUCCCGCGCACGGCCCGUCGCGCGCCCGCUCACCUCCUUCCCGAACGCAGCGCAGGACGUCGUCUCGGACGCGGACGCGCAGGGCCCUCCGUCAAACAAGCAUGACCUGCUCUGCCCUCGCCUCGGCUGCGGCAGCGUCAUCCUCAAGGCUGGCGCAGCGAGCUGGGUCGAGCGCGCGAGCGUCCAGCUGGACCCCCCCGCGGGGCGGCACGCGCUCCCGGAGGUGUUGGGGAGGCUCCCGGACCCGCCGGCGACGGCACAGUGGUGGCUCGUGCGGGGGAGCGCGAUGGCGUUCGAGAACAUCGGGUUCUCGAGGCCCGUGCAGCAGACGGCCCCGAGCGGAGGUCGGAUGAAGCUGCUCGCUUGUGCCGAGUGUGACCUCGGACCCCUCGGGUGGUGUGAGGAGGGCGGAACCGAGUUCUGGCUCGCGUCUAACCGGGUAGGGUAUCGUGCUUGAACCGGUCGGAGAAGAGUAGAGGAAUCGAUGCCGAGGACACUAAUGACUAAAGAGAAGGUGUAAGAUUGGCAGUACUGCAGUCAAUAGCUAGGAGGCGCAUGCAAUUGCGAGUGCGAAUCGGGACGCUGCGUGGCAGAACUACGUGCUGUGCUGCAGGGUCGGGACGGAGAUGCAAAUUGCGAUUGAGUUGAAUUAUCGGAAGCCGGCGGUUGUACGAGCGAGAUUGAAAUGGUCGCAUUUUGAGCCCUGAUCUGGAGAGUACGUGAUACGAAGACGUCAUCGGUCCUACCAAACGCUUCUUAGGCGCGUCUGUCGGACGCCGGCCACACAGAUGCCGACCGGGGUACGCAACGUGCGUCCACAGUAUUCGCGAUUGCGCCGUUUGCGGGAGUGUGUCAUAGUCCUGCCUGUUCGCAAU
Molecule: messenger RNA, 1564 nt
Organism: Dichomitus squalens LYAD-421 SS1
Lineage: Eukaryota; Fungi; Basidiomycota; Agaricomycetes; Polyporales; Polyporaceae
Product: acyl-CoA N-acyltransferase
Exons: 5
Coding region: 1-1146 (381 amino acids)
Biological process (GO): small GTPase-mediated signal transduction
Cellular component (GO): cytoplasm
Molecular function (GO): guanyl-nucleotide exchange factor activity; aralkylamine N-acetyltransferase activity
Source: RefSeq, a predicted model, not a curated record